This is a messenger RNA of Saxophila tyrrhenica, 546 nucleotides long. RefSeq lists its product as uncharacterized. Gene Ontology annotation, molecular function: structural constituent of ribosome; RNA binding. Gene Ontology annotation, cellular component: cytosolic small ribosomal subunit. The record is from RefSeq and is a predicted model, not a curated record. The coding region runs from base 1 to 546 and encodes 181 amino acids. The transcript has 3 exons. Lineage: Eukaryota; Fungi; Ascomycota; Dothideomycetes; Mycosphaerellales; Extremaceae.
AUGUACGAACACAACAUUCGCUUAUGGAAGCUGAUCCCCAAGGAAGACCGCAAGAAGAUCCACGAGUACCUCUUCCGCGAGGGCGUGCUCGUCGCGAAGAAGGACUUCAACCUGCCCAAGCAUGGCGAGAUUGACACCAAGAACCUCUACGUCGUCAAAGCCUGCCAAUCUCUCACCUCCCGCGGCUACCUCAAGACCCAGUUCUCGUGGCAGUGGUACUACUACACCCUGACCCCCGAAGGCCUCGACUACCUCCGCGACUGGCUCCACCUUCCCGCCGAGAUCGUCCCGCAAACCCACGUCAAGCAGCAGCGCUCGCACGCACCACCGCGUGGCAUGAUGGGAGGAGACGACCGCGGUGAGCGCCGUGGUGGAGGACGCGGCGGCCCACGUGGAGACCGUGAGGGUGGCUACCGUCGCCGUGAAGAAGGUGACAAGGAGAGCGGAAUGGGCGCGGACCGUCCGUUCAGGCCUGGCUUCAACCGUGAGGGUGGUGGUGAUCGUGGUGGAAUCGGUCGUGGCCGGGGCGCCGCACCUCCGUCCUAG